Messenger RNA from Linum trigynum, 4800 nucleotides. The record is from the annotation of a GenBank genome assembly. Lineage: Eukaryota; Viridiplantae; Streptophyta; Magnoliopsida; Malpighiales; Linaceae.
UGUGUGAGUUAAACUUAAAUGAACAUGAGGUACUUGGUUCAAAUCCUAUGGAGGAUGUUUAUUUUUGGAUAUAAUGUGUACUACUAAAUUCCGGUUUCUGGUCUAACCGGUCGGAAUUUCCGGAUUUGACCGGGUCUGACCGGUAUUGACCGGAUUUGACCACAAUUAAAUACCAGUCCCUUUCCAGCCGGUUUGCUGACCGGUACCGGUUGAACCGGUCGGCAUGAAACCGGUUUGACAACCAUGCUUGUUAUACUGAUUCGGGGAAGAUAAUGGUGAUCAGGAUCGCUGAUCGUAUAACCAGGAUUUGGUAACGUAUUAGGUGAUGAAGUGUUUGAACGGAUGAAACUCUUCUUUCUAUAUGGUUCCUUUUUUUCCUUUCUUGUGAAAAUUUUGUCGACAUGCUGUAUACUCGGAUUGUAGAAUGUGGGAAACCCAUAAUUUAGUUGUUGUUUUUUUCGUUGAAUCAAAUUAUUGAAUUUUACAAAUUAAGUUUUUUUUUUUCUGCUCUGGCCAUGAAUUAGUUACCGGGAAGUAGGGAUGGCAAAUUACCCACCCAUGGGUAAUUAUACCCAAACCAAAGUAGACCCAUUGAUAAUGGGUUGGGUAUGGGUGAAGUGCAUAUGGAUUUGGGGGUUUAUAGAUGAGUUUGGGUUUGGGGCUUCAAUAAUCUAAAUGGGUAUGGGUUGGAUAUGGAUAUCCAUUUACUUGAGGAUGUUUUAACUACACAUGCAAAAUUGGACCUAUUUGCAAAACUUGAAAAGUUUAGGUACCAAAAUGUAAGACCAAAAAAAUUCAGGUAUCAAAACGUAAUUUUCCAUCGAUAUUUUGAGGACUUAUAUGCAAAAAAAAUUUAAAUUUAGGUACUAAUUAUGCAUAUCUAUUAAGUUUGGGUACCAAACUGUAAUUUGUAUUUGGGCAUGGGUACAAACGCAAAUCCAUUUGAUAUAAACCCAACUCAACCCAAAGUAAAUGGGUAUGGGUACAAACCCAUCAAACUCUACCCAUAUCCAUUUAUUUGGAUUUCAUACCCAACCCAAUUGGGUUGGAUAGUAAGAAACCCAUGGGUAUGGGCAAAGUUGCCAUCCUUACAGGGAAGGGAUACGGUGACAACUCGUAAGGGUUGUCAUAUUCACGACCAAGGGUAUUUUGGGUAUGAAAAAAAAAUAUUAAUUACCUUUUGUGUAUUAAUUAUAUUGGAAAUUAAAAAUUCAUAUUAAAUAUAUUUUUUUUAAAUUUAAAUCUUAUGUAUUAAUAUCUCUAUCUAUCUAUCUCUCUUUCUUUCUCCAGCGGCCACUCCGCAUCGACGGACAGACUUUUUCUCCGGCGAAUUCUCUCCGGCAGACUCCCUCUGGCAACCUGAAAAGAUGUACUAGUGCGUUAAAAAGUGUACCAAUCCAUUAGUCUACUGGUAAUUAAUAUACCAGUGCUAGUGGUACGCUACCAGUGCAUUAAAAAAUGUACCAGUACUAGUGGUACGCUACCAGUACAGCGCUACCACUACCAUAUUGUAUCGUACCACUAGCACUGGUAGCGCUACCGCUAGCAUUGGUAGCGGUACCAGUGGAUAAUAACACAAAAAAACAUAUGAUAGUGGUACGCUACCACUACCAGCGUAGGUACCACUGUAACUGGUACGCUACCAGAAGAAAAAUGGUACCACUAAAACCAAAUCUAGAAAAGGGGAGUCGGUGACGGGAGAGAGAGGUAGGGGAAGAGGGUGACCUCGCGACGGUGGCAGUGGUGGGGGACGAAGGGCGGCGAGAGGGCUCCAACAGGGAGAGGAUGAUUGUGCCGCGGUGGUGGGAGGCGGACGUUGCAGCGGGCUGGCGGGAGAGAUUUGCAACAACAGGGUGUGAAGGGAGGCUGAGGAUGGCGGAGACGACGAUGGUGGAAGUCUCGACGGUGGUAAAUUUUUACCCUUCCAAAAAUAUCCUUCCUUUAAUCUUAACCGUUAAUUUAAAAAAAAAACAGGAAAGAGAGCGUAUCCAAGGACUAUGAAGUGAGUUGUGAAUCUGACAAAUUGGACCGAAUUAUUUUGGGCCGCAUGGCUUUUGGACUCCAGCAUUGGCCCAAAGAUAGUUGUGCCUAAACCAAUGUUAUUAUGGGCGGUAAAAGCCGCAAGGAACGGGUUAACUGAAUUACUGAGUGCCCGUCACAGCCGGUGGGACCCGCAGUGAACCGAAUGAGCCGUGCGUCAUCUGAAACCUAACCCUACACUCAAUCUUCGAGGAAUUUUACAAUGCUAUAUAGUAUUGGUGCUAUAGGUUUUUGUUUUUAUGGUACAACUUGAAAUUGUACCUUUAACGUUAUGAUACAACUUCAGAUUGUACCUAUACUUUUUGUACAAAUUCUGUUAUGGUACAACUUGAACUUGUACCUUCUGUGAUGGUACGACUUCAAGUUGUAAAGUUGUACCAUAACUGAUAGACCCAGUUCUUAACCGAUAAAAUUUUAAAAUAUUAAACACCUGUCCUUUCAUUAAUACACUCGAUAAAUUGUUCAUCAUUGCGGUACCCGAAAUACCCGAAAAUUUGUAUUAUACCAUCAGAAUCCUUCAUUGUUUUUUUCCUUUAACUACUGUAUUUGUUUUUUCCUUUACUCACUUUUUUAAUUUCUUCCUAAACUUCUUAUUUGUCUCAUUCUUCCUUCACUUUCUCCCUCUUUCCUUCCCUUUCUCCCACAAGUGGCAGAUGCCACCUCAUCUCCCUCCCUUACUAUUUCUUUCCACACUCCCACGUAAACUUCCUUCUUCUCCCUACCAUUUCCUACACUUUCCUUUAUCAUGCAUGUUCAUGCAUACAUAUACGUACAAUUCCCAUCCCUACUCUUUCCUUCAAUUUCCACUACAUAUUUAUACUUCUUCUACUUUCACAUACACCCUUACACUUUCUCAAAUACUAUACUAGAUAAGGAAUAUUAGUGUAUGACGGAGAAUGUUAAGGUAUUACGGAGAAUAUUAACGAGUAGGGGUGGUAAUCGGUCGGUUACCGGUUUAACCGGUUACCGACUAGCCGGUUAUCGGUAUACCGUUUCCCCCUAAAGUGCUGCCCGAUACCGAUACCGGAAAGGAACCGGUUAAACCGGUAACCGAAUAACCGGUUAUCGGUUAGAACCCGGUUACACCGCUGUACCGGAUAUAGUCCCCUUCUCCCACUAGUGAAGAAACCCAUCUCCUUCUAGAACCGGCAUCCAAGGAAACAGAGCAUCCUUUCUUCCUCUUUGCAAACCAACGAUACAGAGUAAUAAUAAUUGCUCCUUCCUCCUAGAUCCCAUCUCCUCGUCCUUCUCUCUCUCUCUCUCUCUCUCUCUCUCUCUCUCUCCUUCUGCGAACCAGACAAACUUGCCCAAAACUCCUUUCGUUUCCUCUUUGUCGAGACAAACAUAGAGUUCGGCGGCAAGAUAUAUAGACGAUGAUUGUAACCCGAUGGUCACCAGCGACGAGAAUGAUGAAGGUGAGCUUUUCCUUUUAGGUUGCAUGUUAUAUUUGAUGGUUUGAUUUACUGAUUUAGUUGUUUUAGGGUGUUGAUCUGGUUUCUAUGUUUUGGAUUUCUAUCUCACAUGAGGGAGGAGGGGAAACGCCGGUUUUAUUUGAGCCUCGCCGGCGGCAAGAUGGGAUGUCGCCAACCUCGGUGAGUGGAUUCUAACCAUGGAAAUGGUUGCAUGUGGUUUAUUUGGGGAUUUUUGGUUUGAAUACGUUUCUGAUUUUCUCGUUUUGGUUGUUGGGUUAUCUUUGGGGUUCGAUGGAGGGGAGAAAGAUAGAGAAGCAGUCUCCAACGACUUGGCCUCGCCGACGGUGGAUAUGCCAAAGCCACCGAUGAGGAACUCAGGAAAGGAUUGGCCCAUCUCUCUCGCCCUCGUCCCUCUGUCCUUGCAAAACAGAAGCAGCAAUAGGCGAGGGAUCGGUGACUGGUGCGUGGUGGAAGGAUUACUUGACAGAUGCGUGGUGGAAGGAUCGAGAAGGAGAGAAUCGAAGAUUGAGAGAUGAAAAAAGCUUAGUGAGGCAGGGGAAGAGGAGAACAAAUUGUGUGGGUUUCGGUAACUCGGUAUACCGGAAUACCGACGGUAUUUAACCGGGAAUAUAACGGUAAACCGUUUGCCUAAAACUAGCUACCGCAUACCGGUACCGCCGGUUACCGGUUAUACCGAUAACCGCCGGUUACCGGUUCGGUAAACGGUUAAUCCGAUAACCGUUGUACCGUUUACCAGCCCUAUUAACGAGUAUAGGAGAAUAAUGGAGAAUGUUGGUGAAUGUAACGUAAGUCGAGGAAUUUAACUACGACUUUUUUCUAUAAAUAGGGAGCACCCCUCCCCCUUUCAAAACUACAACAACAACACACACACCACAUAAGUCACUUACGACUAAUUCACACGACACAACUCACACACCAUAUACACUCUCUCUACUUUCUCUCUCUAAAAACGUUUUUCUCUCUCCUCCCGAUCUCCCAAAAGCGUGUUAAAUCUCUUAACACUCAACACACCCUCAAUUUGGCGGACUAAGCCAUGGGAUCGUGGAUAGUCUCCACCGGGCGGCAUUAAAUAGCCGACGACGCUCAAUUACCACCGUGGGACCGAACCAGGUCUAACGUCACCGUAUUUAUUUUAUUCCAUUCAGGUUACUAAUUUGAGCGUCGGAGGAGGUUCCAACCAGGACCCCCCGGUGGGACCUUUUUUUCAGGUAUUCGCACGGAGCUGGAGGUGGUUAAAGGCUUUGGGAAAUCAGCGCUCUCCGGACCUUAAACAUAUUGAAGCAGGCUGCUCUAAGUUUGGCAUCAACAAUAACAUAAUUAUACAAAU